This is a messenger RNA of Gadus macrocephalus (Pacific cod), 4917 nucleotides long. RefSeq names its product solute carrier family 26 member 1 (gene slc26a1). Gene Ontology annotation, cellular component: membrane. Lineage: Eukaryota; Metazoa; Chordata; Actinopteri; Gadiformes; Gadidae. Gene Ontology annotation, molecular function: secondary active sulfate transmembrane transporter activity; oxalate transmembrane transporter activity; chloride transmembrane transporter activity. Gene Ontology annotation, biological process: transmembrane transport. The transcript has 8 exons. The coding region runs from base 282 to 2408 and encodes 708 amino acids. The record is from RefSeq and is a predicted model, not a curated record.
AAGUGUCUGGACGAGUGAAUUUGUUCUACCUUCCCAUCCUCCUCCCAUGAUGCCUUGCUGCAGGAAGCAGGAAGUGGCACACUGGUAGAGGAGGAUGCCGGCAUUGAAGAGGACAGCAGGAGUGAUAGAGAGAGAGACUUCAGGGAGGACAUGGCCUAUGCUGCUCUCCCUCCACCACCUCCCCUCCCCCACCACCACACUCCCGGAGCAGAGCUGACCGCCCAGGCCUCCAGCCAACCUCCAUCUUCCCCCCAACACAUCGCCUUCUCCAAGGGGCCAUCAUGGAGCCGCAGGACCUCCCCCUCACGGACCCACCGCAGCUCCUUGAGCGCCGCAUUCGCAAAGCCCAACCCCCGCUCUCGGCCCUCCGGUCCAGAGUCAAGGAGGAGGUGGCGUGCUCCAUGCCCAGGGCUCGCUCAACCCUGCUGGGCUUCUUCCCCGUUGUCAGCUGGCUGCCCAAGUACAAGCUCCAGGAGUACGUGUGGGGCGACCUGAUGUCCGGUGUCAUCGUGGGGAUCAUCCUGGUACCGCAGGCCAUCGCCUACUGCCUCCUGGCCGGGGUGCAGCCCAUCUACGGCCUGUACACCUCCUUCUUUGCCAACAUCAUUUACUUCUUCAUGGGGACCUCCAGACACGUGUCGGUGGGCAUCUUCAGCCUCAUGAGCCUCAUGGUGGGCCAGGUGGUGGACAGAGAGGUGUUCCAGGCAGGGUUUGACCUCAGCGAGACAGACCCAGGGUCCUUCAAUGGAACGGGUGUCGCCUCAAACCUCUCGGCAGCCACCGUGGAAGUGAUGGGAGUAGUUUAUAGCAAGGAGUGCUAUGCUAUUGCCAUAGCAGCCGCUCUCACGCUGCUAGCUGGAAUCUACCAGGUCUUGAUGGCAGUGUUCCGGCUGGGCUUCGUCUCCGUCUACCUGUCGGCUCCUAUGCUGGACGGCUUCGCAACAGGUGCCUCCCUCACCAUCCUGACAGUGCAGGCCAAGUACCUCCUGGGCCUGAAGAUCCCUCGCCACCAGGGCUACGGCACUGUGGUGGUCACGUGGAUCAACAUCUUCGCCAACAUCCAGAACACAAACCUCUGUGACUUAGUCACCAGUGCCAUCUGCAUCUUUGUCUUAGUGGCAGGAAAGGAGAUCCAGGAUCGCUACAAGAGUCGCCUGAAGAUCCCCCUGCCCACCGAGCUGGUGGUGGUGGCUGGGGCCACCCUGGCCAGCCACUUUGGGAACCUGAACGCCCUCUACGGCUCCAGUGUGUCCGGUCACAUCCCCACAGGGUUCAUCCCCCCCACGGUGCCCGCUCUGGACCUGAUGCACCGCGUCGCUCUGGAUGCUGUCCCCAUGGCUGUCAUCAGUUUUGCCUUCACCGUGUCGCUGUCUGAGAUGUUUGCGAAGAAGAACGGCUACACGGUGCGUCCCAACCAGGAGAUGUUAGCCAUCGGCUGCUGUAACAUCAUCCCCUCCUUCUUCCACUGCUUCACCACCAGCGCUGCCCUGGCCAAGACCAUGGUGAAGGACUCCACAGGCUGCCAGACUCAGGUCUCCAGUCUGAUCAGUGCCCUGGUGGUCCUCCUGGUGCUCCUCUUCUUCGCUCCGUACUUCUACUCCCUCCAGAAGUGUGUCCUUGCCUGCAUCAUCAUUGUCAGCCUACGGGGGGCACUGCGGAAGUUUCGCGACGUUCCCGCCAAGUGGCGCGUGAGCAGGGCCGACGCCGUGGUCUGGCUGGUUGCCAUGGCAGCCACGGUGCUCAUCAGUGUGGAGAUCGGCCUGGUGGUGGGGGUGGUCUUCUCCAUGGUCUGUGUCAUCUUCGUCACGCAGAACCCCAAGGUCUCUCUGCUGGGUCGCUCCGAGGACUCAGAGCUUUAUGAGGACCUGGACGAGUAUGAGAACCUGGCCGCACCAGCUGGAGUCCGGGUCUUCCGCUUCCAGGCGCCGCUCUACUACGCCAACAAGGACAGCUUCCUCCGGACGCUGUACGAGACCGUGGGGGUGGACCCCUUCCUGGAGAUGACCAGCAGGAGGAAGAGAGACAAGAAGGCCACCAAACGCCUGGCUGCCAAGCAGGCAGGGGAGGACUCAGAGAACCACAAGAACGGCAAGCUCUGCGUGGGACUGGUCCGGAGGGAACUGGAGUUCCACACCAUCGUUCUGGACUGUUCUGCCAUCCCCUUCAUCGACUCGGCCGGGAUGGGUGCCUUUGCGGGGUUGGUGAAGGACUACGGUGAGCUGGGGGUGGCCGUGCUGUUGGCCGGCUGCAACACCCCCGUCAUCGACGCCCUGCACCGGGGGGCCUUCUUCGGGGAGAAGGACCGAGACAUGGGCCUCCGGCUUUUCUACACCGUCCACGCUGCAGUGCUCUCCGCCAGGAGCAGGGCGGCAGCUGAGGGCCACACAGCCGGCGACUCACAGGUAUAGAUGACAUGGAAGGAGCGUUCAGAAGAGGAGAAGAAGAAGAAAAGCAAGGGCUGCAGAUGACCGCGAUUCAUCUUGCAUUGAAUCUACCAUUGUUUUUCCUCUACCUCCAUUGUACGCUUUUCCAUUUGUCAAACGCUCGACAAGUAAGUUAAUCGGCUGCUCAUUCGGCUUGGGAAGCAAGGAUACAUAGGUGUAUCAUAACAGGAAGUGAGAUUCUUUGAUCCGCUCACACGUCACCAGACAUUUACAUAUCACGCAGCCGUACGGCCACACGUAACAAAUGUGCUUGGCCGUUGCCUCUGGGGACCCUGAAGCACCUCACAGGCUCCGGGAUCAAUGGAAAGGAAAAACGGAUGCUUGUUUACUCUGAAACGACAAGCUUUGUCAGCGUUAGAAAGUCUUACAUUCCUCACAAGAAUUAGUUUAAGAACUCCAGGAGUUUCCUGAAACCCCAACAUGAUCCUUUUUCUGAUACAAAGACUAUAAAGGGAAGCCAUCUAAAGCAGUGCCAAAACGGCAAUGAAGAUUCAUUUUGUGAUUAAUGAGAAACGUGUUUAAUCACUUUUAUCCUUGUUUGGUCUGAAGCAUCCGAACUUCAAUAAUCCAUUAACGAAUUUUCUUGUGUUUUCAUGGACAUAUUACCCUUUUAACCCUCUUCUGCCUUAUUAAGGGAAGAAUUUAUUAUUCAAUUAAUAAAUUUGGUUGGUUCAAUGUAUGGUACCAAUGGAUUACUCAACAUUCCGUUAGCGUGCAGCUUUAAAUUUCCUCACUUUCGGUUGUUUUCUUUAUUCAUGUAUUUAUUUUAACUUGGUCUUACUUACUGCUUGAGCUGCUGCCCCCGCUACCCGACCCCGGAUAAGCGGAUUGAUGAAGUUAAAAUAUUUAGUAGGAACAUUUGUAAUGCUAUAGGGUGCACUCCUGUUCAUGUCAGUUUGUGCUUUUUUGUGGUCUUAUGUAAAAUCAGACCCAUGUAGCCUUAACACUGAUACUUGAAGAAUAGAUGGCCAAGAGCCAUGUUGUACUCAGACAAUUUCAUAUUCAAUGAUAUUUAAUUAGAUUUUUUUAUAAAUUGUUGCAAUUCCCCCAAAUAGCUUUUCUCCCCAAUAUAUUGUAUUUGAAAUGGUUCAUGAGAAAAUCUUGAAUGAAAUCAAUAGAGAGCUAAUGAGCUUGGUUGAUGAAAACCCAAGCUUGGCCGUUAUUGCUAUCUGGGUGGGGGGGAUUCAGCCUUCAGGAGCACAACUCAGCUUUAGCACCAAGAUGGUAACCAAGAUUGCAACUAAGUUGACCGUCACCAAGUACGAGAUAUGUACUUUUAUCCUCUAAAUGUGUUGACAAGUUUGUCCAAUUGCUUUUAUUUGAUUCGUAGUUGAGAAUAUAAUUGUUCAAAAUUGUCCCAAUACUGUGAUAUCUAUUGUAGCAAACACAAUUUGUAAAAAAAAUCAAAACCAAAUAAAUUGGUUGUUUGUAUUAAACAAUUAUCGCUGUCUUUUCCCCUCCUUUUGUAAAAAUCAACCUACAAACAUGUGAAGCAUUAAGCAUGCCAACAUCACAGGUAAUCCAAUAAAUCACAGCAGCGAAAACAGCGCUGUAUUAUCUGUGUUCACUGACAAACUACAGUCUUGUCGUGUUGCUACCGGCACUAGUUUUGAAUAAGAAGCUAUUAAAAAAACAUUGGAAGUCUUUUGAAGUAAUUUAAAGGGUAUUCCCCUGACAUGAACCGCUGUUAGGCCACUGGAACUCUGCAGGUCAAUGGAAGGGGCUAACAGAGCUAACGCUAUCCCAGCAAAACCCCCUCCUGGACACACAAUGAGGAACUUGGAAUUAAACCAGUUUAAUCUAGUUAAGACAGUCAAAUACCACUUUACAGAUAUUAUGGAAUAUCCUUUUAAAGGUAAUGACUGUCCUCCAUUUGGGAAAUAAUGAGUGAAUGCAAGAAUGGUUGUGAAAUAUUGAAUUUGUGGGACACAUUGAACACAUGUGUAAACGACUAUGUAUGUGAAUGAGUGAUUGUAUAGUUUCACUAAUGAAGUGAAUGGCCCUAGUGGAUAGAGAAACGGUACAUCUCUUCCACAUUACAGUAUCAGAACUGGAUGGUCUUUGGGCCUGAAGGCCCAUCACUCUGGCUAUGCCCUGCAAGAGACCCAGGACCACAAGGGUCUAAACGGUGGAAAGCACCCAAUCUGGUAACGCAUCACAGCUGGGCCAAGUACACUCUGGAAAUACCCUGCAACUUUACAAACAAAAGUUGCUUUACAGAUUUUCAUUUUUUUAUUCAAUCAAUCCAAAUAUUAAAAUAUAGUUUACAGCGCAACUAAACAAAACAAAUAUAACACGUGAUAAUCAUGUGGAAAAUCAAACACUGGUUGUGUGUGCUCAAAGCAAGGACACACACACACACACACACACACACACACACACACACACACACACACACACACACACACACACACACACACACACACACACACACACACACACACACACACACACACACACACACACACACACA